Messenger RNA from Nannospalax galili (Upper Galilee mountains blind mole rat), 4340 nucleotides. It is a transcript of the gene Ankrd27, whose product is annotated as ankyrin repeat domain 27. The transcript is spliced from 29 exons. Lineage: Eukaryota; Metazoa; Chordata; Mammalia; Rodentia; Spalacidae. Gene Ontology annotation, biological process: neuron projection morphogenesis; early endosome to late endosome transport. The coding region runs from base 158 to 3289 and encodes 1043 amino acids. The record is from RefSeq and is a predicted model, not a curated record. Gene Ontology annotation, cellular component: transport vesicle; early endosome; tubular endosome. Gene Ontology annotation, molecular function: SNARE binding; guanyl-nucleotide exchange factor activity.
CAACGGCGGAGUAAAAGGGUGGGCUGUAGAGUCGAGCCACCGCACCCGGGUGGUGGGUACCGAGUCCCUGCAGAGGGUCCGGGAGGUGCUUGUCGCAGCCCAGAGGUGAAACUAUGUAGCCUCUUAAGAAGCUCACUCUGACCACUCUGAAGUCCAUAUGGCUCUGUAUGAUGAAGAUCUGCUGAAAAAUCCUUUCUACCUGGCUCUUCAGAAGUGGCGACCGGAUUUGUGUAGCAAGGCGGCCCAGAUCCACGGCAUUGUCUUAGUACCCUGCAAAGGAAGCCUAUCAAGCAACAUUCAGGCCACUUGUCAGUUCGAGUCCUACAUUUUGAUACCUACGGAAGGACAUUUUCAGACCUUGGAUGGAAAGAAUGUCCUUAUCGAAGGGAACAGAAUUAAGCUAGGAGCUGGCUUUGCCUCUCUCCUCUCAGUACCUAUCCUCUUUGAAGAGACAUUUUAUAAUGAAAAAGAAGAAAGUUUCAGCGUCCUCUGCAUAGCCCAUCCUUUGGAAAAGAGAGAGAGUUCAGAAGAGCCUUUAGCACCUUCAGAUCCUUUUGCCCUGAAAACCAUUGAAGAUGUGAGAGAAUUUUUGGGAAGACACUCGGAGAGAUUUGACAAGAACAUCGCUUCUUUCCACCGAACCUUCCGAGAAUGUGAAAGGAAAAGCCUUCGUCACCACAUAGACUCAGUGAAUGCCCUCUACACCAGAUGCCUCCAGCAGCUUCUGAGAGACUCGCACCUGAAGGUUCUUGCAAAGCAGGAGGCCCAAAUGAACCUGAUGAAGCAGGCAGUAGAGAUGUAUGUUCAUCAUGAUAUUUAUGACCUGAUCUUUAAAUACGUGGGAACAAUGGAGGCAAGCGAGGAUGCUGCCUUUAACAAAAUCACAAGAAGCCUUCAAGACCUUCAGCAGAAAGACAUUGGUGUGAAACCUGAGUUCAGCUUCAACAUUCCUCGUGCAAAGAGAGAACUGGCACAGCUGAACAAGUGCACGUCCCCACAGCAGAAGCUACUGUGCCUGCGCAGGGUAGUGCAACACAUCACACAGUCUCCCAGCCAGAGAGUGAACUUGGAGACCAUGUGUACUGAUGACCUUCUCUCAGUCCUGUUAUAUCUGCUUGUGAAAACAGAGAUACCUAACUGGAUGGCAAAUUUGAGUUAUAUCAAAAACUUCAGAUUUAGCAGCUCAGCCAAAGAUGAGUUGGGAUACUGUCUGACCUCAGUCGAGGCUGCCAUUGAAUAUAUCCGGCAAGGAAGUCUCUGUAUGAAGUCUCCUGAGUCUGAGGGCUUCGGUGACAGAUUGUUCCUUAAGCAGAGGAUGAGCUUGCUGUCCCAGAUGACACCAACACCUAUUGACUGUCUGUUUAAGCACAUUGCAUCUGGUAACCAGAAAGAAGUGGAAAGACUUCUGAGCCAAGAAGACCAGGACAAAGAUGCUGUCCAAAAGAUGUGUCACCCGCUAUGCUUCUGCGAGAACUGUGAGAAACUCGUCUCUGGGAGGUUGAAUGACCCAUCAGUUGUCACUCCAUUCUCCAGAGAUGACAGGGGUCAAACACCCCUCCACGUGGCUGCUCUCUGUGGUCAGGCAUCCCUCAUUGACUUCUUGGUCUCCAAAGGUGCCAUGGUGAAUGCCACCGACUAUCACGGGUCCACCCCGCUCCAUCUGGCGUGUCAGAAAGGCUGUCAGAGCGUGACGCUGCUGCUGCUGCACUAUAAGGCCAGCACCGAGGUGCUGGACAACAACGGGAAUACUCCGCUCCACCUGGCCUGCACCUAUGGGCACGAGGAUUGUGUGAAGGCGUUGGUUUAUUAUGAUGUACACUCCUGCAGACUGGAUAUUGGCAAUGAGAAAGGAGACACGGCCCUGCACAUUGCUGCGAGGUGGGGUUACCAGGGCAUCAUAGAGACGCUGCUGCAGAACGGAGCCCCCACAGAGAUCCAGAACAGACUGAAAGAAACACCGCUCAAGUGUGCAUUGAAUUCAAAGAUUCUGUCUGUAAUGGAAGCCCAUCAUGUGUCCUGUGAAAGGCCUUCCAAGGUCCCUUCACAGUCCCCUCCACAUUCCAUGGAUUCCAUCAGCCAGGGCUCCUCCACCUCCAGCUUUUCUUCCAUGUCGGCAAGCUCUAGGCAAGAGGAAAUCAAGAAGGACUACAGGGAGGUAGAAAAACUUCUAAGAACAGUUGCUGAUGGAGAUCUAGAAAUGGUGCGUUACCUUUUGGAGUGGACAGAGGAAGACCUAGAAGACAUGGACAGCACUGUCAGCACAGCGGAGCUUGAAUUCUGUCACCCCUUGUGCCAGUGCUCCAAGUGUGCUCUGGCCCAGAAGAAGCUGGCAAGGAUUCCUGCCAGUGGGCUUGGUGUGAAUGUGACCAACCAGGAUGGCUCCUCCCCUCUGCAUGUGGCUGCCCUGCAUGGCCGGACAGACCUCGUCUCCCUCCUACUGAAGCAUGGUGCCUAUUCUGGUGCCAGAAACACAAGCCAAGCUGUCCCACUCCACCUGGCCUGCCAACAGGGCCACUUCCAGGUGGUGAAAUGUCUGUUAGAGUCCAAUGCAAAACCCGAUAAAAAGGACCUCAGUGGGAACACACCCCUCACUCUCGCCUGUUCUGGGGGCCAUCAUGAAGUUGCUGCACUCUUGCUGCAGCAUGGGGCCUCCAUCAAUGCUUCCAACAACAAGGGCAACACAGCCCUGCACGAGGCUGUGAUAGGGAAGCACGUCUUCGUGGUGGAGCUGCUUUUGCUGCAUGGAGCAUCCGUUCACAUCCUGAACAAGAGGCAGUACACGGCUGUCGACUGCGCUGAGCAGAAUUCAAAAAUAAUGGAGUUGCUUCAGGUAGUACCAAGUUGCGUUGCUUCGUUAAAUGACAUCGAUGAGACAGACCACAAGGAGUACGUGACUGUUAAGAUCAGGAAAAAAUGGAACUCAAAAAUGUAUGACUUACCAGAUGAGCCUUUUACUAGGCAGUUUUGCCUUGUUCACUCAGGGGGUCGGUUUCCGGAAAGGACUUCCCGGGAGAUCAUGGCAAGGGAUAGAAGUGCACCUAAUCUCACAGAAGGGUCUUUGCAUCAGCCAGAGAAGCCGAGUGUCAUGGGGAAGCAGAAAGACCUGUCAGAGCAAAGCAGAUGUCAGACUUCUGAGGAAGGAUUCAAAGAGAGACCUGUCGUGAGCCAGGCUGUCCCUGGACAUAGGCGGAUGCUCCGCAGGCACACGGUUAAUGAUGCUGCAGUACUCCAGGGCCCAGAUAUGGCUGGCCAACUAACCACACAUGAGGCUAGUGUUUCCCAGUCUUAACAGUAAGGACUGAAUUUGCUGCUGUGAAAUGAGUAUGGAGGAAGGAGGCUGAGCAUGAAUACAGCUUAGAACUAAGUACACUUUUAAGUAACCAGCUUGAGACUGUCCUCAGCAGAGUUCUCGAAAGCUUUUCUGUGGCUGGGCGAAUGAACACAACAAAAAAGCCCUUAGCACCCUCUCUCCCCAGUUCAAAGCUAACCGAUAUACUUGAAAAGGAAUGGACACAGCCAGCCCCUUAUUCUAAGUAUUCGGAUUUCUUGGUUACAGGCAGAGGUUUCCCCAUCAGAUUCUGACCACCUUUGACUAGAAGGUGCUAAACUUAUGUGGUACGGAUAAGUUAGCAAACCGUGAUCUAAAAGGAUUCCCCCAUCUGGAGGAAGUUGGAGAAGGCAAUUUAGAUUUUGUGAUACUGUGGACACCAGGCAGAAGCAUCCCCUUGGGAUUAAGAGAUGGAACCUGGAAACUCCUUUGCAAAGCAACACCUGUACCAGAAGAUGCAUAGAUGCCAUGUUGACGUUCUGUGAGGAUCUGUCGCUCUGGUCCACACCAUGCGAAAGGAACAGUUGGCCAUGACUUCCAACAGUAUACAGACGCUUGGUCAGUGCACGUGUGCACCUGUAGCAGUUUCUGCAGCCGCCCCUUUCCAUGGAGACCGACCCUGGUCACACCUGCCAGAUGGUUACUAGAGAGCAGAUUUGGCACAUCUUUGUCUUUUGAUUCAGAUUCAAAACUUUGAGCACAAACCAGGUCGUUACUUUAAAUUAGAGCUUAUUGCCAUUUAUUCCUUUUUAUGAAUGUCUAUAGAUUCUGUUAUUGUUUUUAUGUUACUGGUUUAGAGCCGCAAACAUGGGUUCAUCCUGAGUACAUAUUCAGAGAACUUUGUAAUAGGGAAGUGGUUUUGUGCACGUCCUUGGAGAGACCUGUGUAUUAUAGAAGGAAAGGGAUGUUUUUCUACAAAAUAAUUUAUGACUUCUAAUUUUCUAAUGUGCCUUGGAAAUGUGCCAAACGAUGGAAAAGAAACAGUAAACUCUGAUUCUUGAGCGUGUCAGCA